Messenger RNA from Serendipita indica DSM 11827, 1416 nucleotides. Lineage: Eukaryota; Fungi; Basidiomycota; Agaricomycetes; Sebacinales; Serendipitaceae. The record is from the annotation of a GenBank genome assembly.
AUGAGUGUGCAUAUGGGCCCAUUUGUCGCCAAAGUGGUUAUCACGGAUCCUCAGGAGGUGGAGGACAUCCUCACCAAGCGAUCCGAUGACUUUACUUUCAGUGAUACUCAAAAGAUUGUCUUUGGUGGCACCAUGCCAUACGGGAUGCUUAGUAUCCCAACCAACGCUAUGUGGCAUGCACAUCGACGCUCUUUGAGCCCUUGCAUGAACACCCAGUAUUUGAAGAUGUGUGCGCCUAGGGUCAAUGAGGUUAGCCGAGCACUCGCGGCGCUUUGGAAAGAAAAGAUACUUCGCAUGUCGGAGGUAGACUGCUUUGAUGUUGCAGAGGAUAUUCAACAUUGCACGAUGGACACGAUAUCUACAUUUUUAUUCGGCGAACCAUUCGGUAGUCUUUCCGCGGCUCAUAAGGCCCUGAAUGAUGGUUCCGCACAUCCUGAUGUCCCAAUGCACAACGCUGUCCGACUUUUGUUCGAUGUCAUGGGAGCAGCAGCAAACUCACCUCUUCCAAAGGUGGCAUACUGGUGGCACAAGCGACAGAAGCAAUGGAAGGACGCCUACAAACUAUUCUUCGACUAUGUGGAAGAUAAGAUAUCCGAGGCCAAGGCGGAUUUCUCGAGUAGUCAGACUUCUCGUCAAACAACCGUCCUAGACAUCGUUUACUCUAGAGAAUCGUACCGAGGAUUAUUUCCAGAGGAUGAACUCAAGGAUGAGAUACUCAAUUUUCUUCUUGCUGUAUGUCGGGAACCGUAUAUGCACCUGGUUUAUGACUUUACAGGCCACCACGUGCAUGUGCAGCAUACUCUUCGGGCACAUCUCCUUGAAAGAGGCAUCCUCGAGUUGGAAGAGGUCACGUUUGAUGACGUGCGAGCUGAAAACUCGCCAUAUUUAGAAGCAGUCGUCUGGGAAAUUCUCCGGCUCGCGCGAGUCGGACUCUUCAUUAGUCGAAUGGCCACAAAGGAUACAGAAAUACUAGGACAUGUCAUUCCUAAAGGGACAGAAGUUGUACUCCACGUCGGUCAUACAGCCGUUUACGACACUGAAGCAAACGCACAAAACAUUGGCCAGUUCUGCUCUCCAAACGAGAAGCGGCAGAGGAUUUCAAAGCCCUGGACAGACGACGGACAGGCUUUCCUCCCUGAGAGGUGGCUAGACCAGCAAGGCCGAUUCGACCCAAACCAUAGCGUCUUUCCGUUCGGAGGCGGACCGAGGAUGUGCUUUGGAUAUAGAUUUGCGCUUCUUCAGCUCAAGCUCAUUCUCGUCGAACUUCACCGCAACUUUGUCUUCUUUGCGCCUCGUGAUCCGGAUUUGGACUCUUUCAAAGUAAAGGAGACCGUCAAUCGCGCACCAAUAAAUAAUUAUGUAGUCAUUCGACGGUACGAGGCCGACAAGGACCAAAGCUACACGGCGGAUUCGUAG